Molecule: messenger RNA, 1325 nt
Organism: Paramacrobiotus metropolitanus
Lineage: Eukaryota; Metazoa; Tardigrada; Eutardigrada; Parachela; Macrobiotidae
Product: protein rogdi-like
Exons: 9
Coding region: 113-916 (267 amino acids)
Cellular component (GO): RAVE complex
Source: RefSeq, a predicted model, not a curated record
CUGAAUCCAAGCAAAUGGGAUUCGAAGUAAAAAGUAUAUCGUGUACUUCCGAAUUCAGAUUGUCACCGUCUGAUUGUGAGCUGUUCAGUCGGGUUGAUAUGGUAUUAUCAUCAUGGAGUUGGACGAGGAGAUAACGGAAGUGGACGAAAUCGACGCCUUGGAGCGCGAAUACCGUUGGUUCCUCCGCACCGAAGUCCGACCGCAAAUCGGCUACCUACAGGGAAUCCUUACGGAAUGUAAAGAAAGGCUUCCACCUGCUUCCUUCUCAGAUCGUCAGAAGAAUCCCCGCGAAGAGCGCUUCGUUGUCAGCCCGACCAAUGGCGGAGAUUUUUUGAAAUGCAUCGUCACAUUGACCGGAAGCCGCAUCACCGCGGCGGACGUGACAUUUAGGAUGGCCACCGCGAAGAAUCCCGGCCAAAUGAUGAAGUUGGGUAUUCCGCCGGAAGCUCCCUACCAACUGCAGCAGCUGCAGGACGCUCUUAAUGCGGUCAGCGAUGCGCUGGCCCACCUGGCGGCGCAGGAUGCCGAGUACGAAUUCCAGACGGCCGAAGAAGUUAUCAAGAUUAUCCAGCCGGCUAUGGCGCAGCUGUCGCAGGCGCGUAGUACCCUGAUCGUCCCCAAGAAGCGUUCCUUCGACGAGCUGAAGGGGGCCUUCCACCGGCGCCACUUCGUGCCGCCCCUGCCGGCCGACAUGUCCGCCAGCUUCUACCUGCAGGCCCACAAGCUCGUCUUCGCUCUGUACCAGAUCCUCCCGGGAACUGGGAAGUUCGACUGCUAUCAGGGCGAAGUGUCCAUUCCGUGGCUGACGGAAUCGCUGGUGCUGUUGACGGUGGCCCUGCAGACCUGCCAGCAGCUGCUCGAUAAGAUGAACAUUUUCAUGCAGAAUCUCGACCUUAGUCCCAAGCCCUUCGAUUGAAUGGAUUGAGCCCUUAGUGGGGUCGCAUAGACUGGCGAUCCCGUGAAGCUGAAGCGAUACGGAUCGCAAACGUUGCCUGCUGGUUGUGGGGGUGUCGUUCCGGUGGUUGAUUAAUUGUUAGUGCCGUGGUAUGGUCUGUCUUGUUCUGUCAUGGUUUUGAAGUGAUUCCGCAUAAUCAAAAGCGGCUGCGUCCGUCCGCAUUGAGACCGGUGGAUGCAGCACGUGUGUAAUGAGUGCCAAAUAUGCGGCGUCGCAAAUCAAACUGCUCCUUUUGCGUACUUGUCUAUGUCACAAAUGCUGCUGUGUGAUUUUUGUCGAUCUGACCUGGUAUGUGUCUGUAACUUUGUGUAAUUAACGUUCUCCGUCACUAUUGCAUUCCCAUUUGAAUUGAUUAAAGGUUAAGACUUGA